AUGACGACAAUCGAUUUGUCGUUUGUGAUACGGUUUGACGGUAGCAUUGUAAACUCUCCCCGUGGAGUAGAAUAUUUUGUGGGUAGUUAUGUGCAAGUGCCGUUGACUGGAAGAAUAAAUUUUCAAGAGUUGGUUGAUAUUUGUGGAUCGGCAAUAUCCAGUGUUGUGGGCCCAGUGGAGAUCAGCAAGAUAUAUUUCCGAGUACCUCAUGUUCAAGGGGAACAAAUAUAUUCCUAUUCGUUGCUGGAUGUCCAGGGCGACCCACAUGUAUAUGCUAUUCUGACCAAGGCAGGUCGCAUGCCAGCACUAAUUUUUUUAGAGUUGUACGUGGAGUACCGCAAGGCGGUUUUUGAAGAUAUUUCUAUUGAUCAACUACAUAUAUCUGAUUCUAGUGAGUCAGAGAGGGACCGUGAGGAAGAAGGAGAACACGAUCACUACGAGAGCGAAGAGGAGAAUAUGGAAGACAUACUCAUUGCUGCUGAACCUAAUCUCGAAGACUUCGACGUCGACUUGGACUCAUGGGAAAAGCCGAAAGUUGAGUGGGAGAGGGGGAUGGAGUUUGAAAGAGUGAUGACUUUCUCGAGCCGAGUUGUUGUUCGGGCUUGUGCUGUUACCUAUUCGGUGGACAAUGGAAGAGAAUUCAAGAGUUACCGGACGACGCACACGACAAUAGUUCUCGUUUGCAAGCAAUGCCAAUGGUGGCUGCGUGCCACACUUCUUCAGAAAAUCAACACAUGGACGUUGACAAGAUAUAUCGGGCCACACACAUGCGAUAUGCAAGUGUCAAUUCGUCACCAUCGGAAUUUUGGGAUUGCUCAGAUCGCCAAUUAUAUUCAGACGCAAGUGCUAGGUCAGCGUGACAUACGGAUCAAGACGUUGAUUGCGGGACUACUUGAAUUUACUGGAGUAGCUCUUCCGUAUAAAAGGGUAUGGUACGGCAAAGAGAGGGCAAUCUGCAGCGUUUAUGGGGACUGGGAAUAA
Messenger RNA from Mercurialis annua (annual mercury), 981 nucleotides. RefSeq lists its product as uncharacterized. The transcript has 2 exons. Lineage: Eukaryota; Viridiplantae; Streptophyta; Magnoliopsida; Malpighiales; Euphorbiaceae. The record is from RefSeq and is a predicted model, not a curated record. The coding region runs from base 1 to 981 and encodes 326 amino acids.